AUGGCGAUCGCGCGUCCCGUCAGAAUGCUCGGCCUGGUCGCCGCCGCCCUCUGGUGUUUUUUGCUGUACCAGAUAUUCAAGCCGACCGCGUCGAUCUACGGGCCCGCCGGCCGGUAUACCAACUUUGAGCGAGAUCCAAACCUGGACCCUACCGGCGAACCGGAGGGCGUCCUCGUUCGCACCUCUUCCAAGUACGCGCCCGAUGCAAAAGAUACCGACCGCAUACCUGCGACCCUACUAGCGCUCGUCCGAAACAGCGAGGUGGACGACAUGGUCGCUUCCAUGGUCGACCUCGAGCGAACAUGGAAUCACAAGUUCAACUACCCUUGGACUUUUUUCAACGACGAGCCCUUUUCGGAGGAAUUCAAAAAGAAAACGAGCGCAGCGACCAAAGCCAAAUGUAACUAUGAGGUCAUCCCUGACGAGCACUGGGCAGUCCCAUCCUGGAUCGACAUGGACAUGUUUGAGGCAUCUGCUACUGUCCUUGAAAAGAACGGCGUCCAGUACGCCCGAAUGAUGUCGUACCAUCAAAUGUGUCGCUGGAACAGCGGCAUGUUCUACAAGCAUCCUGCCCUGAAGGAUGUCCGCUACUACUGGCGCGUCGAGCCCAAAGUCCACUUCUUCUGCGACGUCGACUACGAUGUCUUUCGCUACAUGCACGACAACAACAAGACUUACGGCUUCACCAUUACCCUCUACGACGACCCGAAUACUCUGCCCACCCUCUGGCCCGAAACCGCCAAGUUCCUCGCGGACCAUCCCUCCUACAUGAAGGAGAACAAUGCCGUCAAAUGGGUGACCGACAGCGAACGCCGACCGGAGCACAACCUGAACGCGCAAGGCUUCUCGACGUGCCACUUUUGGACCAACUUCGAGGUCGCCGACAUGGAGUUUUGGCGCAGCAAGGUCUACGACGACUACUUUAACCACCUGGACAAGGCCGGUGGCUUCUUCUACGAGCGCUGGGGUGAUGCGCCCGUCCACAGUAUUGCCGUUGGUCUUUUUGAAGACAAGAGCAAGAUCCACUGGUUCCGCGAUAUCGGAUAUCAGCACAUUCCCUUCUUCAACUGUCCCAACUCACCAAAGUGCAAGGGAUGCGUGACUGGCCGCUUGACGGACGGAGAGCCAUUCCUUCACCGGGAGGAUUGCCGGCCCAACUGGUUCAAGUACGCCCACAUGGACUAA
Molecule: messenger RNA, 1185 nt
Organism: Cordyceps fumosorosea ARSEF 2679
Lineage: Eukaryota; Fungi; Ascomycota; Sordariomycetes; Hypocreales; Cordycipitaceae
Product: alpha-1,2-mannosyltransferase
Exons: 3
Coding region: 1-1185 (394 amino acids)
Biological process (GO): protein O-linked glycosylation; protein N-linked glycosylation; cell wall mannoprotein biosynthetic process
Cellular component (GO): Golgi apparatus; membrane
Molecular function (GO): alpha-1,2-mannosyltransferase activity
Source: RefSeq, a predicted model, not a curated record